Molecule: messenger RNA, 549 nt
Organism: Metarhizium album ARSEF 1941
Lineage: Eukaryota; Fungi; Ascomycota; Sordariomycetes; Hypocreales; Clavicipitaceae
Product: ADP-ribosylation factor 1
Exons: 4
Coding region: 1-549 (182 amino acids)
Biological process (GO): intracellular protein transport; vesicle-mediated transport
Cellular component (GO): plasma membrane; cytoplasm
Molecular function (GO): GTP binding; GTPase activity
Source: RefSeq, a predicted model, not a curated record
AUGGGUCUCACCUUUUCUAAGCUUUUCGACAAAUUGUGGGGUAAGAAGGAGAUGAGAAUUCUGAUGGUUGGUCUUGAUGCUGCCGGUAAAACCACCAUUCUCUACAAGCUUAAGCUUGGCGAAAUCGUCACCACGAUUCCUACCAUCGGCUUCAACGUCGAGACUGUCGAGUACAAGAACAUUCAGUUCACCGUGUGGGACGUCGGUGGUCAGGACAAGAUCCGUCCCCUAUGGAGGCAUUACUUCCAGAACACUCAGGGUAUCAUCUUCGUCGUCGACAGCAACGAUCGUGACCGUGUCGUUGAGGCCCGCGAGGAACUCCAGCGCAUGCUCAACGAGGAUGAAUUGCGAGAUGCCAUCCUGUUGGUCUUUGCCAACAAACAGGAUCUUCCUAACGCCAUGAACGCUGCCGAGAUCACCGACAAGCUUGGUCUUCACAGCCUGCGGCAACGCGCCUGGUACAUCCAGUCUACAUGCGCCACGUCUGGUGACGGUCUGUACGAGGGUCUGGAGUGGCUCGCCAAAACCCUCCGCAGCGCCGGCCAGUAG